This is a messenger RNA of Exophiala spinifera, 1593 nucleotides long. Its product is annotated as signal recognition particle protein SRP54. Gene Ontology annotation, molecular function: ATP hydrolysis activity; GTP binding; GTPase activity. Gene Ontology annotation, cellular component: signal recognition particle, endoplasmic reticulum targeting; cytosol. Bases 1 to 1593 code for a protein of 530 amino acids. Lineage: Eukaryota; Fungi; Ascomycota; Eurotiomycetes; Chaetothyriales; Herpotrichiellaceae. Gene Ontology annotation, biological process: SRP-dependent cotranslational protein targeting to membrane, translocation; SRP-dependent cotranslational protein targeting to membrane. The record is from RefSeq and is a predicted model, not a curated record. The transcript has 7 exons.
AUGGUGCUUUCAGACCUCGGUCGGCGCAUCAAUGCGGCCGUCUCAAACCUCAAUCGCGAGGCCAACCUCGACGAGAAAGCCUUCGAUGCUAUGAUCAAAGAGAUUUGCUCCGCCCUGUUAGCGGCAGACGUCAACGUCCGACUGGUCAAGAAUCUGCGAAAGUCGAUACAGAGCACAGUCAACUUCAAAGAUCUCCCACCCCACACGAGUGCGAACAACAAGAAACGAUUAAUCCAACAGGCAGUCUUCGACCACCUCGUUCAACUGGUCGAUCCUCACGCCGAGCCGUACAAGCCGAAGAAGGGCAAGUCCAACGUUAUAAUGUUCGUCGGUCUACAGGGUGCCGGCAAGACGACAACGUGUACGAAGUUGGCGAGGUACUACGCACAACGGGGGUUCCGAUCAUGUCUGGUCUGCGCAGACACCUUCCGAGCCGGUGCGUACGAUCAGUUGAAGCAGAACGCCACCAAGGCGAAGAUCCCAUACUACGGCUCGUUAACACAGACGGACCCCGCGGUGGUGGCGGCCGAGGGUGUUGCGCGGUUCAAGAAGGAGAAAUUCGAAAUCAUCAUCGUCGACACAUCAGGUCGGCAUAAGCAGGAGGCCGAUUUAUUUGCUGAGAUGGUCCAGGUUCAGAAUGCCAUCAAGCCCGAUCAGACCAUCAUGGUUCUCGACGGGACGAUAGGCCAGGCGGCCGAAGCCCAAUCGUCAGCCUUCAAGCAGACAGCAGAUUUUGGAGCCAUCAUCAUAACGAAGACUGACGGCGGUGCUGCGGGAGGUGGUGCUAUAUCUGCCGUUGCGGCCAGCAAUACUCCAAUUAUCUUCUUGGGCACAGGCGAGCACAUGAUGGAUCUCGAGAGAUUUGCACCGAAGCCUUUCAUCCAAAAGCUUCUAGGUUAUGGCGACAUCACAGGCCUGAUUGAACAGAUCUCCACGAUCACGAAGGAGUCCGCCGGUCUAAAGGAGACACAGAAGCAUUUGGCCGAGGGCAUUUUCACGAUGAGAGACAUGAAGGAGCAAAUCCAAAACAUCCUAAAGAUGGGUCCGAUGUCGAAAGUCGCAAGCAUGAUACCGGGUUUGAGUUCAAUGAUGGGUGGCAUGUCAGACGAAGAUGGCCAGGAGAAGAUUCGCAGAAUGAUCUACAUUUUCGAUAGCAUGACGGCCAAAGAACUCGACUCGGAUGGAAAGAUCCUCAUCUCCCAACCGACACGAAUCACGCGGAUAGCAUGCGGCUCGGGAACGAGCGUCAGAGACGUAGAGGAGCUUCUGACCCAGCAUAAGGUCAUGGCAAGUCUUGCGAAAAACAUGGGCGCCCAGAGAAAGAACAUGGCCAAGGCCCAGGCAAUGCUGCAAGGUGGGAACAAACAGCAACAGAUGGCUGCUAUGCAGAAGCGAGCUCAAGCGAUGGGUAUGGGUCGAUCCAUGCCAGGAGGAAACGACAUGGGCAAACUCAUGCAGAUGAUGCAGAGCAUGGGAAUGGGUGGCGGCGGACCUCCUGGUGGCAUGGGCGGCAUGGAUCUCAAUUCCAUGGCCAGCAUGCUUGGAGGUGGCGGCGGUGGCGGCGGCGGUGGAGGAAGGGGUCGUGGCAGAUGA